AUGGACGGCAAUAUUCAGUCCUUUGAUCAGUUCGAUGGCUAUACUGUGGCCGAAAUUGAGGUGGAGGCGGAAACGAUGAUAAUGCCCAGUGAGCUAGAGGUCGGAGCCACAAUUCUCGUGUCCAACGAAAGCGAUGGCAACGUAGAGCGCAUCAUAAGCCACGAGGAGCUAUCUAAGUACUUUGCCCCACCGGUAGCCAUGCCAAUUCCAACGGAAGUGGCUGUAGAGCGUACACUGGCCGAUCCGGCCCUGAAACAAAUUUUGCAAGAGGCCGAUCCGGAUUUUGAUCCAGAGGCUGAGCAAAUGAAAAUACGCGAUUUUCUAGCGGGUGUUACCAACAAUAAGAUGACCACAGAGGAGACUGUUUUUCAAGCAGCUCCACGUCAGUCGCUGCCAUCCUCCAAUGCCUGUGGUAUUAUUAAGUGUUCCAACUGCGGAGGGCUUUUUGAGAUCUUAACCUUUCAGAACCAUACUUGUGACUAUGAUGGCAAUCAAGCUCUGAUUGAGGUACCACCCUCCCAGGAGAAACGUUUGGCAACCGUAGCCGCUCCGCCUAAGAAACCUGCCAGUGAGCGCGUUAUCCUAGAGAACCAAGUACGCAUUCGUCGCUUUAUGAAGGAUGAGCUUAGAUAUGACAUUAAGACUGGCUUUGACGUCUCACGUACCAAAAAGCCAACAAAGGGACCCAACGAGUGCUCUAUGUGCGAGCGAAAGUUCGUACACGCUUCCGGCCUAGUGCGGCACAUGGAAAAGCAUGCGCUCGACUUGAUACCGACACAGCUGGCUGCACCCUCCAUUGGUAGUAACACAGUGGUGCACGGUCUUCGUGUUGUGCUUAAGUGUGAGCCUUGCGGACGCAUCUUUUGUGAGAUCAAAAUGGCACUGGAACACUCGCUUGUCCAUUUUCCGGAGUCAUCCCCCAAACCAGAGGCGUCUUCCACUAAUGAACUGAGCUACACCGAGCUGGCGCAGCUCAUGAAUGUGGCCGAACAAUUGGUAGAAGUCACCGAUGUCAAAGCCGAGCAGGAAAAUCCAGACAAAGAAACGGACAACAUAUUCUUUUCGACCGUUAUCUUAAGCGGCGUCCUCCAAUGCGAGUUCUGCGAUUACAUUUUUGCUGAUAUAGGGCACCUACUGGCCCACUCGGCCACUCACUUGCCGGAGCGUCGCUUCGAGUGCUCCGCUUGCGACAUUUGCAUGAACACCUCCAAAGAGGCCAGCACGCACUUUCAGGCUGAUUGUGUGUUUAUGCGCGAGGGCUUAAAGCAGGCCAAUCAAGUCUCAUUGAACCGUUAUUUCGUCUGCAAUGUGUGCGAGCUGAAGUUUAAUAACUCGGAGCUAUUGCAGGAGCAUCGCUACUCAUGUUUCCAUUAUUUCCCACGUUUGAGCAUUGACCGAACUCAACUUCUUCUGCCAUGCGAGUUUUGCGAAGUUAACUUCGAGUAUGCCCAUGAGAUACAACCGCACUACGAGGAGAAGCACCUAAACAAGAAAAGACGCGAGAAGGACGCCCGCAAUUGUGGCUCUGGCAGCGGUCGUCUGCGCCAGUAUUUGUGCGAUAUUUGCGGCAAAUCCUACACUCAAUCCAGUCACUUGUGGCAGCACUUACGCUUCCAUCAGGGUGUCAAGCCGUUUGUUUGUCAAGAAGAUGGCUGCGGUCGUAAAUUCACCAUUCGCCCGGAUCUUAAUGAUCAUAUACGCAAAUGCCACACUGGAGAGCGUCCAUAUCACUGUCUAGUUUGUGGUAAACGCUUUCUCACCGGCUCGGUCUUCUACCAACACCGCCUUAUUCAUCGUGGCGAGCGUCGGUACGAGUGUGAGGAAUGCGGCAAGCGUUUCUAUCGCGCUGAUGCAUUGAAAAACCAUCAGCGCAUACACACUGGCGAGAAGCCCUACAGCUGUCUAUUUUGCACUAAGACGUUUAGGCAGCGGGGUGAUCGUGACAAGCACAUUCGUGCUCGCCACGCCCAUUUAGAUGCCAAUUCUCGCUUGAUGAUGCAAAUGCAGAAAUUCCAACUGGAAUCGGCUGCUGCAGCUGCAGCCUUAAAGGCCAAGAAGUUGCAAGAGCACCAUUCUGGGUGCUCAAGUCUUGAUAUGACUGUCAACACUAACAAUAUGGGUCCAUCUCCACCGUUUGCUAUGCUACCACAACCGCAAGGUGAAAUGUUUGCGGGUGCUGUAAAUGAGUAUGUACCGGGCAGUUUUGAAAACAUCCAGAGCAUGCUGCCACAGUUGGUGCAAGGUGUACCGAUGUCCCUGAACAAUGUGGAUUCCCAAAUGAUUGUUUAUCAGGACCCAACCACAAGCCCGGACAUGCCGAUGCCAAUGUCUAUGCAAGGCAUGACUAUGAACUCGACAAGUAUUUUUGAACCCCCGUCGCCAUCCAUGGAAAACAACGAAAAUGCCAAAGUUGUCGUCGUCAUGGAUAAGCAUACUCCACCAUCACUUUAUUUCUAAACAUAAUUUGUAUCAACUGCAUGGAAUUUAUUUCCGCGAAUUCUGUCAAUUUGCAUUCUUAUGGUUAGUUGGCAAUGUUGUGUAACAAUUUUAAUUUUCAAAUUAAACAAUUUUCAUUCAUCGAU
Messenger RNA from Scaptodrosophila lebanonensis, 2582 nucleotides. Its product is annotated as testis-specific zinc finger protein topi. The record is from RefSeq and is a predicted model, not a curated record. Lineage: Eukaryota; Metazoa; Arthropoda; Insecta; Diptera; Drosophilidae. The transcript is spliced from 4 exons. Bases 1 to 2457 code for a protein of 818 amino acids.